Helianthus annuus (common sunflower) is the source of this 1837-nucleotide messenger RNA. RefSeq names its product heterogeneous nuclear ribonucleoprotein Q. The transcript has 9 exons. Gene Ontology annotation, molecular function: mRNA binding. Gene Ontology annotation, cellular component: nucleus. NCBI's taxonomy places the organism in Eukaryota, Viridiplantae, Streptophyta, Magnoliopsida, Asterales, Asteraceae. The coding region runs from base 185 to 1588 and encodes 467 amino acids. The record is from RefSeq and is a predicted model, not a curated record.
UUCUUGAAGGUUCUCAUCAUCACAUCACAGCUGGAAGUACGGAUCACUUUCUUUCCCGAUUAGGUCAUUUGACCGCAGCAGACGACUUUGCGAGUUGCGAUUCGAUUCGAUUCAACUCAACGACGAUCUGCAACCUUCUGCAACGAUCUCCGUCAAGAUCUGCUUGUAGAACAGGGCAAACAGUAUGGCAGAUAGCAGCAGGGAUGUUGAUGACCAGGUGGAUUUUGAAGAUGAUAACUAUGAGGAGAUGGAUGAUGAUGUUGAAGACCAGUUAGAUGAAAGACCUGAUGAUGAUGACAGUGAUGAUGAUGAUGAUGUUGAUGAAAAAGGUGGAGGACAUGAGGAUGAUUCUGAAGAAGAUAGAAAUCAGAAAAAGAAAUCAUCAGGUUCAGGUGGAGGAGGAGUAGAUAAAGAAAAGCAUGAUGAGCUGCUUGCUAUUCCACCACAUGGGUCUGAGAUUUUCAUUGGUGGCCUUCCUAAAGAUGUGGUUGAAGAAGAUUUGACUGAACUUUGUGAGCCUUUUGGGGAUCUUGUUGAGGUAAGGUUGGUGAGGAAUAGAGACACCAAUGAAAGUAAGGGUUUUGCAUUUGUGGGAUUCAGAACUAAAGAUGUUGCUCAAAAGGCCAUUGAAGAGCUGCAUAACAAAGAUUUUAAGGGUAAGACAAUAAGGUGUUCGCUCUCUGAAUCUAAAUACAGACUAUUUAUCGGCAAUGUGCCAAAGACUUGGACCGAUGAUGAGUUCAGAAAAGUAAUUGAGGAAACAGGCCCGGGUUCAGAAGUCAUUGAACUCAUAAAGGAUCCUCAAAACCCAUCACGUAAUCGUGGGUUUGCUUUUGUUGAGUAUUACAACAAUGCUUGUGCGGAUUAUUCAAGACAGAAACUAGCUAGCGCGAGUUUUAAACUCGAUGGAAACACCCCAACGGUUACUUGGGCUGAUCCUAAAAUCACCCCUGAUCAUUCUGCUGCCGCCCAGGUAAAAGCACUGUAUGUGAAGAACAUACCCGAGAACACUCCAAUAGAUCAGUUAAAGGAACUAUUUCAACGCCACGGGGAAGUCACCAGAGUCGUAAUGCCGCCCGCAAAAGUCGGCUGCAAAAGAGACUUUGGCUUUGUCCAUUUUGCAGAAAGAUCAAGCGCUUUGAAAGCUGUUAAAGACGGUGAAAAAUAUGAAGUAGACGGUCAGGUUUUGGAAGUGGUACUUGCAAAGCCACAGAACGACAGAAAAUCUGAUGCGAACAAUAGCGCGCAUCAUUCUGGGCCCCACCCAAAUUACAUUCCUCAUACUGCGUAUGGUGGAUUUUCUGCCGCUAGUCCAUAUGUUGCCCCUAGAUACGGGGUCAACCCUUCGUUUCAGCAGCCAAUGAUAUAUGGAAGAGGACCGGUACCAGGUGGUAUGCAGAUGGUUCCGAUGGUUUUGCCUGAUGGUCAAAUCGGAUAUGUUCUGCAACAGCCAGGAGCCCAGCUGCCAGCGGCAAGGCCGUCACGGAGGAACGAGCGUGGCAGCAGCAACGGUGGCUCAGGGGGAGGACGAGGGCGAGGAGGAGGUGGUGGUGACGAUACCAAUCGUGGAAGGUAUCGGCCCUACUAAGGGAUAGGUGGUGGGUUGGUGUGAACCCGUGGUUCAUGGAUUUAGCUAGAACCUAGACGGGUUAGCCACAAUGGACGAGCCUAUGUUCCCCUCUUUCUUGUUAAAUGAAAAUUGAAAAAACAAAAAAAAGAAAGAGAAUGACAUCUUUAGUUUAGAGUUCUUAUUUUUGCUUAUCGUGUUUAUGUAGUUGAUUAUAGCGGAGAACUUGUUUUUGUGUUGCUAAUCAUAUUUAAGCCAGGGUUGCAAACG